AGUUACACAAGAGAAGUUACUAGUGGAACCCGGACCGCAUAUCCUUUUGGAGCAUCUUCGAUGAUAUUGUAAAAAGAAGAAACAGAUUUACUUCCGAAUCAAUAUUGCCAAAAGAUAUUGUCAUAAUGUAACUGCUGUUCAAACUCAUCCUAGCAAAAUGAAUAAAGUAGAAAGAACACUCGGAAAAGGAAUUUUGUGAAAUUUUCGUAGAUGUUGCAUCCACAGAUAAACAAGAGUCAAAAUGACACAUACGGAGAUUGUAGUCUCAGUGAAUUUUCUUGUCAGAAAUUAAAACAAAUAUGUUUAAGUAUCGUAUCCAUGUAUCAACUUUAAUGGCAUAUGUUUUCCUACAAAAAUGGAAUCAGAAGUAUGCAGGGACUAUUUUUAUCUGUUUGUAUUGUCAUAUCAUCGUAUCUACACACAUGUAUAUCACUAAGAAUGAGAAGUUGUGUAUUACGGCCUGUACAAGGGGAUACAACAAAAUACAAAGUUUAUUUAACCUCAUCACGUGCUUCCGGUGAAUUUAGAUGCGCUGAUGGAACACAUUUUAAUCAGAAAAAAUGUUUAUGUGUGUGGCCACCAAGAAAUAAAACAGCUACAGCCACUUUUCCAACAAGACCUAGACCAACCACCGAACCUAUCAAUAGACCAAUUAAUACAAGACCGUUGGACCCAAUCAGACCAAUUAAUACAAAACCGUUGGACCCAAUCAGACCAUUACUUCCUGGAGAACAGAAACCUGGAUAUCGACCAUUUGAAUCUACAACAAUAGGGCCUUGUUUUACGUCACCAGACGCCGACAGAAACUAUUUCUCACAAUAUAUCCAUGGUUACGGUACAGUAAGACGACGUUGUCCAAUUGGUACCCUUUACAAUGACCGAGAAUGUGGCUGUAUUGAUUUAGCACCUGUAACAAGUAUUUAUUGCAGACCAGAAAUCAAUUUAGACUAUGAUAGUAAACCAAUUAAAGACAAUGGUGGCACACACAUUCCCAUUGGUAAUAAUGGUCACGUGGAUUCUGUUGCUAAAGCUGGUAGAUUUAACGGCAUCGGACAAUUAACGAUAUGGUUGUAUUCAAAUAUUGACUUUGGACAAAAAUUGACAAUAAGUUUUCGUUUCUACGAUUUCCCAGGAGGCCCGGAUGAACAAGUUUUAGUUUCUAAUUGUAAGGAUCAUCAUUUAGGUGCUGUUGAAAUUGCAUUAGCGCCAAGAAAUAAAGAAGUUAUUUUUAGAGCAGAUACCGUUUCUAGUGGACCUGCCGAAAUCCGAUUACCAUAUAAGGAUAAAGCAUGGAAAAAUGUCACAUACGUAUAUGAUGGAACAGCAUUAAGGGCAAAGGUUGAUGAUGAAGAACAGGCUGUUUCCAUGAAAGGGCAUUUAGAUACACGAUCAGGUGGAUUUGAGAUAGGGAUGUGCAACAGACGUGGAUAUGUUGGAUAUAUUGAUGAUUUGAAGAUCCAUCGCUGUGUAAAUAUAGACUAUGUUAUUGGAAAUGGAAAAGGACCACUGAGACCAUAUGAUGCUAGAGACUCUUACCUAGAUAUUCGUGGACCUUGAAAGUUACUUGACAACUAAAUAACUUUGACACUUUUUUCUGUAAAUCUUUUUUGAAAAUAACAUAUACGUUCCGCUGCUAGGUCGUUCCGAGAAAAAAUAGCUAAUCUUGAUGAAUUUUGAAAUUCUAUUUCACAAGAACUGAAUAUGUUCCCCUUUUUAGACAAGACCAUUUACCGCGUUGAACAUCAGCCAUAUUAAAUAAAAAAAGGAUAGAGAAUAAACGGGGAAAUCUU
Mytilus californianus (California mussel) is the source of this 1790-nucleotide messenger RNA. Its product is annotated as shell matrix protein-like. The transcript is spliced from 9 exons. NCBI's taxonomy places the organism in Eukaryota, Metazoa, Mollusca, Bivalvia, Mytilida, Mytilidae. The coding region runs from base 340 to 1557 and encodes 405 amino acids. The record is from RefSeq and is a predicted model, not a curated record.